This is a messenger RNA of Cucurbita moschata (crookneck pumpkin), 654 nucleotides long. Its product is annotated as leucine-rich repeat extensin-like protein 3. Lineage: Eukaryota; Viridiplantae; Streptophyta; Magnoliopsida; Cucurbitales; Cucurbitaceae. The record is from RefSeq and is a predicted model, not a curated record. The transcript has a single exon. Bases 100 to 543 code for a protein of 147 amino acids.
CUCGACAAAAGCUCCUUUUCCCAUUGACACUUCACUUCACUCAUUUUUUUCUUCCAACUUUUCUCUCUCUUAACUUCCCCUUUCUCUCUCCUACCACAAAUGGCUUCCCACCCAAACACUGCCAUCGCCGCCGCUCUCCUGUCCUUGAUCCUCGCCGUCCUCCUCCUGCCGACAAGGACCGAAGACACCUGCCCAUAUCCCUGCUACCCUCCGCCCACCGGCCCCGCCACCUCUACUCCCACCACUCCAUCUCCGCCGUCGCCAACAGGUUAUGGCUCCUAUUCUCCUCCGGCCUUCUACCCUCCGCCGGCUGCUACCUACCCAUAUAACACCCCGCCCUCCAACGGCAACAGCUUCGAUGGCGUCACUCCACCGCCUCCGGACCCGAUUCUGCCGUACUUCCCUUAUUACUUCAAGAAGCCUCCUCAUAAACCGGACGAUGAAUCCAGUGGCUCCGCCGUCGCAGGACGCAAAUCGGAGGUCGGAAUGAUCGCCGGAACUUUGUUAUUUAUUACUCUCUCUCUUUCCUUCAAUUUGAUGUAAUGAAUUAAUUAGAAAAUUUCAUUUUCUCGACAAUCCUUACGAUUUCAUCCGAUUAUGAUCUCUGUCAGAUUAAAACAUAUUUAAUAAAAUAUUUAUGUCUAAGUUUAAGCA